UUCGAGACUAGUCUCAUACUGUGACAUGGAUACUAGGGAUCAUCAAGCAAAGAUACCUGGUGAUUCCAGACAAACCUCCCAGUCGAUAGAAGAGGGAGAGAGCGCUGAUAAGAACACAGGGGAUUUGGCCAGACUCUUUGAAGCGUGUAAAAAUGGUGACAUAGACACGGUACAGAACUUAAUACAGCAGAGACAGUCUUCGGCGAACGAGAGGGACCUGCACGGUAGAAAGAGCACUCCAUUACACUUUGCAGCCGGUUUUGGCAGGAGAGACAUAGUCAAAUUUUUGAUAGAGAAAGGAGCCCAUGUUGAUUUUAGGGAUGAAGGUGGGUUGAUACCUCUGCACAAUUCUUGUUCUUUUGGCCAUGUCGAUGUUGUCCAGCUGCUUUUGUCCAACGGGGCCAACCCAAAUGCUCAAGAUAACUGGAAAUUUAGUCCACUACACGAAGCAGCCAUCAAAGGAAAAGCUGAUGUCUGUAUAGUUCUCCUACAGCAUGGUGCUGAUUCUUCUCUAUUGAACACUGAUAGAAAGGCUCCUAUUGAUUUAGCUAAUGGUCAAGCUAGAGAAGUAUUGCUAGGCACUUAUAGACAAGAUGAAUUGCUUGAGGCAGCAAAGGUUGGCGAUGAACAGCUGCUAAUGCAGAUACUGACUCCAUUGAAUGUUAAUUGUCAUGCUAGCGAUGGAAGGAGAUCUACUCCUCUCCAUUUAGCAGCUGGGUAUAACAGAACAAGUAUUGUCCAGCUCCUAUUAAAGCAAGGUGCUGAUGUUCAUGCUAAAGACAAAGGUGGAUUGGUUCCAUUACACAAUGCUUGCUCAUAUGGACAUUAUGAAGUGGCUGAACUACUCUUAAAGUAUGGUGCAUCAAUAAAUGUCACUGACUUGUGGCAGUUCACUCCGUUACAAGAGGCAGCAUCAAAGGGAAGAUCAGACGUCUGCAGUUUAUUAUUAGCUCAUGGAGCAAAUCCAAGCAUUGCUAACUGUCACGGGAAGACUGCCUUUAAUCUAGCACCUAGUGAAGAGUUCAGGAAGAAGCUAGACUCUGAGUAUCGUGGUUACCAAUUGUUGGCAGCUGCUGAAGACGGUGGAAUUAUUCUACUAAAGAAACUUCUUUCAUCUCAAUUAUUAAAAUUUCAACAUCACCAGACACUGGAUACACUACUGCAUAAGGCAGUUUUGUCAAAAUCAAGUAACAGACAGUCAGUCAUUGAUGCUUUAUUGAAAAGAGGAAUAAACUUAAAUAUUGGAAAUAAAGAAAACAUGACUCCAUUGAUAUGUGCAGCAAAGAAGGGAAUACUUGAAGUUGUUGAACAGCUGGUCCAAAGAGGAGCAAAUAUAAACCAUCAAGACAUAAAUGGGAUGACCUCGCUUCACUGGGCUGUCCAAAAUGAGCAUGCACAAAUCUGUCGAUAUCUCCUUUCCAGUGGUGCCAAUCCCUCUAUAGUCAAUAAUCAAGGACAGACUAUAUAUCAGUUGAAGACGUCAGAUACCAUACAGUUGAUAUUGAAGAAUGAGCCACCUGUGUCUCAAUUUGAAAUCGAACAACAGCUCCUUGAGGCAGCAAGGAAUUCUGACCUUGAGAUUUUGAAGAAAAUAUGCACUCCUCAGAACGUCAACUGUCGCGAUACAAAGGGAAGAAUGUCGACACCUCUUCAUUUUGCUGCUGGUUACAACAGAGUGACUGUGGUUGAGUUUCUAUUAGAGAAUGGUGCUGAUGUACACGCUAAAGAUAAAGGGGGUCUUGUACCAUUACACAAUGCCUGCUCUUAUGGACACUAUGAGGUAGCUGAGUUGCUUGUGAAGUAUAAAGCUAAUGUUAAUGCAAUGGAUCUUUGGAAGUUCACUCCAUUACAUGAAGCAGCUGCUAAAGAAAAAUACGACAUUUGCAAACUUUUACUAAAAAAUGGUGCUAAUGUCCACAGUAAGAACAGAGAUAACUUGACACCAAUAGAUCUUGUGAAGGAUCCUAAAAGUGAUCUUGCUGAUUUAUUGAGAGGUGAACCAGCACUGCUGGAUGCUGCAAAGAAAGGAGAAAUUGAGAGAGUCAAGAAAUUAUUAACUGAAGAUAAUGUCAAUUGUAGAGAUGAAUAUGGUCGUAACUCCACUCCCUUACAUCUAGCAGCUGGUUACAAUCAUCUUGAUGUUGUUGAGUAUUUAUUAGAAAAUAAAGCCGACGUGAAUGCUAAGGACAAAGGAGGACUGGUACCACUACACAAUGCUUCUUCAUAUGGACAUGUAGAUGUAGCCUCAUUACUCAUUAGAUACAAUAGUGUAAUUAAUGCUACUGAUAGAUGGAAUUUCACCCCAUUACAUGAGGCGGCACAGAAAGGAAGAACACAAGUCUGUUCUUUACUGAUUAUUCAUGGUGCUGAUGUGUACCUCAAGAACCAAGAGGGACAGAUACCACUGGACCUUGCAACUGCUGAUGAUGUUAUUGCAUUACUUCAAGAUGCCAUGAUGAAGGAUAUCCCACUGACCAUACCACCUGCUGAAAAAGAAGCUAAGUCAAACAUAGUCAACAAAGGACUCACAGCUGCUGGGGCAAGUCUAUUAGCCAGUGAACUUGUACUGGGGGAUGGAGUGGAUGAUAAAAAUGGUAUGGUAACACAGCAGAGAGGAGGGCCAGCAGGUGUAGGGGAUGGUUCUGAUAAAGGUUUUAUGAGUUAUAGAGGAGGAGGAGAUGCUCCUCCACCAUGGCACAAUGUCACUGUUAAAGAUAUUUUAACUGAAUUAGAGCUGGGACAUCUUGUUGAGCUAUUUGAGAGAGAGCAAAUUACUAUUGAUAUUCUGAUUGAGAUGAAUGGAGAUGAUCUACAAAGCAUUGGAAUAACAGCAUUCGGUGUUAGACACAGGCUUUUAAAGAGAAUCAGGGAACUUGUACAGGGCAAUAAUGAAGAAUACCCUGUGGGUGUCACCACAACAAAGCCUACUCAAGGCACUCAAUUAAUAGAACUCUCCAGUGAUGAUAAAGAAUUCAUCGACACUGCAGAUUUGAUGCAAAGUACUAUUUGUGAACAUAGAGAUGAUGGAAAAGCAGGAGGAGUGUUUGAUUCAUAUGAAAUACUAAAAAUAGAGAGGAUAGUAAAUACAAAAGUAUGGGAGAGAUACAAGUACAGGAGAAAGGAAGUCGCCGAAUCUAAUAACAACUGUGCUAAUGAGCUUAUGCUCUUUCAUGGGUCACCUUUUGUCCCUUAUAUUGUUCAUAACGGGUUUGAUGAGAGACACGCCUACAUAGGAGGAAUGUUUGGCGCUGGGAUAUAUUUUGCUGAGCAUUCUUCAAAAAGUAAUCAAUAUGUAUACGGAAUAGGAGGAGGCAAUGGUUGCCCUGAACAUAAGAACAGAUCCUGUUAUACUUGCUUGAGGAAGCUGUUAUUGUGUAGAGUAGUGCUUGGUAAGCCAGUGGAACAAUACACUGCAGUAAGGAUAGCCCAUGCACCUCCAGGACACCAUUCUGUUAUUGGUAGACCCAGUGCUGGUGGUCUUAACUAUCCUGAAUAUGUAAUUUAUAGAGGGGAACAGGCUUAUCCUGAGUAUAUUAUUACAUUUAGAAUAAAGAAACCUUCAGCAACAGAUUCAAUGUCAUCAUCUUCUUCACUAGACAUGAGCAACAAUACUUAACAUUAUUAUUAUUAUUAUUAUUAUUAUUAUUAUUAUUAUUGUUAUUGUUAUAUUUCACUUUCAAUAAGUCUUAUAUAGAUAA
Amphimedon queenslandica is the source of this 3698-nucleotide messenger RNA. Its product is annotated as tankyrase-2-like. The transcript has 31 exons. The coding region runs from base 26 to 3616 and encodes 1196 amino acids. The record is from RefSeq and is a predicted model, not a curated record. Lineage: Eukaryota; Metazoa; Porifera; Demospongiae; Haplosclerida; Niphatidae. Gene Ontology annotation, molecular function: protein binding; NAD+ poly-ADP-ribosyltransferase activity.